GUUUACCAUGUCCAGAAUAAACCUUCUAAGAUCGUUCGUCGUCGAGCGACUAACUGCAGCAGCUGAGGAGAUAUUGGGAGCUUUCGAGAGGACGAUAGAGGAGUAUGAGGAAGAGAGGGAGCGACAGAGGAGGCUGCUGGACUUGGUCUUGAAUCCCAGUAUUACGUUACACAGAAUAGACUCUGUGCUGUUAUCUGAUCAGCAACAUGGUGAGGAGGGGAGGAGCCCCAGUGUGAUAAAGGAGGAACCACAGGAACUCUGGAUCAGUCCACAGGAAGACCAACUUCCAUUGCAGGCGUUAGCUGAUACCUCUGAGUCCAUAUUUACCCCUCUUUGUGAUGAAAAUGAUUGUGGUAAAGAUCAGCCUCUGCCCUCGCAACUGUACCAAACCCAGACAGAGGGAGACACAGAGCCCCCAGCUGUCCCCUCAUUUGAACUGAUACAAAUGGAUGCCAAAGAAGAAAACUUUAUAAUAUCAGAACCAACACGUGACCACCAUACCAUCUCUAACUGCUGGCAUGUAACUAAGAGUGAAGCUGAUCAUACUUGCAGUCCCCAAGACUGUGAGGAAGCGGGUUCAACUCGGAAAGCAAGGCUGAAACCUCACAAAAAAACCUACAACAAGUGCAGGAUUUGUGGGAAAGUGCUUUAUAAUUUGGAAAUUUUCAAAAUUCACAUGACAUUUCACACAGGGGAAAAGCCUUUCAAAUGCAUCACUUGUGGGAGAGAUUUUACGUGGAAGUGUAACUUGGAGAGGCAUACAAGGACUCAUGCAGGGGAGAAGUCAUUCAUUUGCACCACAUGUGGGAAAAUGUUUACCCACAAGUCACAUUUGCAAACGCACAUGAGGACUCAUACAGGGGAGAAGCCAUUCAAAUGCACCAUGUGUGGGAAAAUGUUUACCCACAAGUCAAAUUUUCAAACGCACGUAAGGACUCAUACAGGCGAGAAGCCAUUCAGAUGCACCACGUGCGGGAAAAUGUUUGCCCGGAAGUCAAGUUUUCAAAGGCACAUAAGGACUCAUACAGGGGAGAGGCCAUUCAGAUGCACCACGUGCAGGAAAAUGUUUACCCAGAAGUCACAUUUACAAACGCACAUGAGGACUCAUACAGGGGAGAAACCAUUCAGAUGCACCACGUGCGGGAAAAUGUUUACCCACAAGUCAAAUUUUCAAACACAUGUAAGGACUCAUACAGGGGAGAAGCCAUUCAGAUGCAUCACAUGCGGGAAAAUGUUUGCCCGGAAGUCAAGUUUACAAACCCACGUAAGGACUCAUACAGGGGAGAAGCCAUUCAGAUGCAGCGCAUGCGGGAAAAUGUUUACCCACAUGUCAAAUUUUCAAAAGCACGUACGGAUUCAUACAGGGGAGAAGCCAUUCAGAUGCACCACGUGCGGGAAAAUGUUUGCCCGGAAGUCAAGUUUACAAACGCAUGUAAGGACUCAUACAGGGGAGAAGCCAUUCAUAUGCACCAUAUGUGGGAAAAUGUUUAGCCACAAGUCAAGUUUUCAAACACACGUGAGGACUCAUACAGGGGAGAAGCCAUUCAGAUGCACCACGUGUGGCAAAAUGUUUAACCGGAAGUCAAGUUUUUACAGGCACGUAAGGACUCAUACAGGGGAGAAGCGAUUCAGAUGCACCACGUGCGGCAAAAUGUUUACCCAGAAGUCAAGUUUACAAAGGCACGUAAGGACUCAUACGGGGGGACGCCAUUCAGAUGCUGCAAUUGUGGAAAUGGGUUCAGCUCAAAAUAGCAUCUCGAACAACAUGUCAUGAUCCACACAGGUUACAUCCCCAGAGCUGAGAGAGUGCCCUCUACAGGUAAGAUCGGCACUUCCACGGCCAAUAGAGGGUCAGCUGCAUAACCUGAAGCCAGGAGAAUGGGUGCUGAUAAAGGAUCUAAAGAGAAAAAAUUGGAGAAGCCCCAUGGGCGAGGUCCCACCAAGUGCUCUUGACCAAACCUACAGCGGUGAAGGUGGAGGGGAUUCACCUGGACACAUGCCAGCCACUGCAAGAAGGUGCCACCACUGGAAAUGGAGGUCAGGGUGAGAGACCCGCUCCACUCACAAUCGAGGAAGAGAAGUAGACGUGGCCAGCUCUCACUGAGGUUUAAAAACCUACAGAGUUCUACUUCUCAGAGCAUCAAAGCCACUGCACUUGCCGUGGUUUUACCUCGAAUCCCUUCUACUUCCUCCAAUGGUUGAGGUUAUGUUGGAAGUUCAAAUCGUCGCAUCAGGAGUUCUGCUCCUCAGAGCACCAAAGCCACUGCACCCACCAUGGGUGUACCUUGAAUCCCUCCUACUUCCUCUAAUGAUUAUGGACCUACAACUGGUCCCAUCAGGAGUUCGGCUCCUCAGAGUCUCAAAGCCACUGCACCUGCCGUGGUUCUACCUGGACUCUCUCCUACCUCCUGUAGUGGUAUUGUAGCGAGUGGAGGAGGAAGUAGCCAUUAAGUUUUAUUAGGACUCAUUCGUAAGAAUACUGUAUGGGUAUUUUGUUAGACCUGCAACUGGUCCCACCAGGAGCUCUGCUCCUCAGACUGGUAUAGUCUGUGCUCUCACCGUGGUGGAUCCUCCUACAUUUUCUAGCAGAAAAAGAGGAAGAGAAGUUAGCAUGUGCCCAAUUUCUCAUUCUGAUCCUGGGCACAGGAGAGCGAGGUGAUCUACUACGGCCCAACAGCUCACUGAACCAGUCUGUGGUAUAAGGAGCAGAGAGAUCAAUGGUAAAGAAGAUUCUUACCCAGACUGCAAGAGGGUCAAGACUGUAUAGGGGGACUCAUGCCACCGAUUUGUUGGUUAACUCUGCAAAAUGUCCUGACACAAAUACUGUCUACUGUCCUUUGUUGUCAUUAUAAAU
Lampris incognitus (smalleye Pacific opah) is the source of this 2854-nucleotide messenger RNA. Its product is annotated as gastrula zinc finger protein XlCGF57.1-like. The record is from RefSeq and is a predicted model, not a curated record. The coding region runs from base 8 to 1774 and encodes 588 amino acids. Gene Ontology annotation, molecular function: DNA-binding transcription factor activity, RNA polymerase II-specific; RNA polymerase II cis-regulatory region sequence-specific DNA binding. Gene Ontology annotation, cellular component: nucleus. The transcript is spliced from 7 exons. Gene Ontology annotation, biological process: regulation of transcription by RNA polymerase II. NCBI's taxonomy places the organism in Eukaryota, Metazoa, Chordata, Actinopteri, Lampriformes, Lampridae.